CUGCGUAGCGCCUAACCCCAUGAUUACUGAAGGCUGCUAUGCAGCCUACUUACUGUUUGGCGUAUUUGUCUUCUGCAAGUGAGAGCCUUCUUCAAAUCACUUGAUGAUCCUCGUAACGCCAUACAAGAAAGAAAACGUUGAUCUUUAGCUGCGACGGCAUCAUAUAAGGUGAGCAUGGAAAACCUGGUGAUUUUUUUUCUGACAGUUUUGUGUUUCUUCUACCAAACGAAUAACUGCAAAGAUUUAACUUGCUCUAGACCCACACCACCCGAUAAUGCUUACAUCUAUACUGGCAAAAGGAAAUUAAAAGAAAAAUAUGGAUUGAACGAAGUGGUCAUGUUUCGUUGUAAAAUAGGAAACGGUGCUUCUUUCAUGAAAUGCAUUACUAGUGGAUGGAGUCAAAUAACUAACCUACAAUGUCUCCCUAUUGAGUGCAGGGACCCUGGUAGACCUGUAAAUGGUGCUAGAUAUCCCGACAGAAACAAAUACGUGUUCAAAGACAGGAUACGGUUCCAGUGUAAGACAAACUAUACGCUGAGUGGGUUUCCUUACAUUACCUGCCAACAAGAUAAAAGAUGGUCAGGAAAUGUACCAAGAUGCUUGGAGGCAUGUUUGAGGCCGAAUAAGUAUCCUGUCAAUGGAGGAAUUCGAGGUUCAUAUAUUAGUUACAGACACAAGUACAGCAUCAGAUACUACUGCAAUAGAGGAUAUAAUCUUGUUGGACGAGAAUAUGUAAGAUGUCUGAAUGGAACAUGGGAGAACAAGCAACCAACGUGUAGACCUGUUGAGUGCAGAGAUUCAGGUAGACCUGUAAAUGGUGGCAGAUAUCCCGACAGAAACAAAUACGUGUUCAAAGACAAGAUAGAUUUUCAAUGCAAUACAAACUAUACGCUGAGAGGAGAUUCUUCCAUUACCUGCCAACAAGAUAAAAGAUGGUCAGGAAAUGUACCAAAAUGUUUGGCUCCCUGCAAGGAUCCUGGUAUACCUAACAAUGGCCAACGUCAUGACCACUCGUUCUUACAUAAUGCUAGUGUAAGAUUCUCUUGUCGAAGAGGAUGGAACAUCCAGGGUUCUCAAACUAUCACAUGUAAUGAUGGAAACUGGGAUCGUACAACACCAGUGUGCAUGGAAUGUGCAUCAGCUCUUGGAAUGGAGGAUGGGAAGAUUCCCGAUAGUAACAUUCGAGCAUCAUCAACACGCUGGAUCUACCAUGCGAAGUAUGGACGAUUGAACGGACGAUAUGCAUGGUGUUCAGGAGUGGGGCGUGAUCCGUACCUUCAGAUUGACUUUGGUAAACCCUACAGGAUAACAGGCCUGGCUACACAGGGAAGUGCGUAUAAUAACAGAUGGGUGGAGAAUUAUACUGUCACAAGUAAUCUAGCGGGAUCAUCAUUUAACAUUUACAGAGAAGAUAACCGAGAUAAGAUUUUCAUCGGAAACAGAGACAAGGGAUCUGUAGUAAAAAACAAAUUGAGCAAUCCUGUUAUCGCAAGGAGAUUAAGAAUAUACCCAAAAAAACAAGGAGGAUUUUCCUAUUUUAAUCCUGCAUGUGUGCGAGUAGAGAUAUAUGGAUGUGACCUUCCUUCAGGUAAGUGUAUAGUAAUAAUAAGAAUAG
Actinia tenebrosa (Australian red waratah sea anemone) is the source of this 1615-nucleotide messenger RNA. RefSeq names its product sushi, von Willebrand factor type A, EGF and pentraxin domain-containing protein 1. The record is from RefSeq and is a predicted model, not a curated record. Lineage: Eukaryota; Metazoa; Cnidaria; Anthozoa; Actiniaria; Actiniidae.